Messenger RNA from Pyrgilauda ruficollis (rufous-necked snowfinch), 1045 nucleotides. It is a transcript of the gene DLX3, whose product is annotated as distal-less homeobox 3. Gene Ontology annotation, biological process: embryo development; regulation of transcription by RNA polymerase II; epithelial cell differentiation. The transcript has 3 exons. Bases 218 to 1045 code for a protein of 275 amino acids. Gene Ontology annotation, molecular function: DNA-binding transcription factor activity, RNA polymerase II-specific; RNA polymerase II cis-regulatory region sequence-specific DNA binding. The record is from RefSeq and is a predicted model, not a curated record. Lineage: Eukaryota; Metazoa; Chordata; Aves; Passeriformes; Passeridae.
UCUGGAGCCAAUCGGAAUGCGCACCCACCCUGCCCUGCUCCCUAAUUAAAGGCUUUAAGCAGGCGGCCGGGGCCGGAGGUUUGGGCACAGUCUCUCGGUGGCUCCUCUCGAAGCAGCCGCGGCUCCGGAUCCGCUCGGGGCGCUCCAGGCCGCGGCAGCCGCCAGGUUGGGGGGUCCCGGGCGCGGGCAGGCAGCCGCCCCCUCCCCGCUGCCCGCCAUGAGCGGCUCUUUCGAUAAGAAGCUCUCCAGCAUCCUGACGGACCUCUCGGGCUCGCUGAGCUGCCAUGCAGCCUCCAAGGACUCUCCCACGCUGCCCGAGUCCUCGGUCACCGACCUGGGCUACUACACGGGCCAGCACGAUUACUACCCGGGCCAGUCGUACGGGCAGCCCGUGGGCCACUACCCCUACCCCCAGUUCAACCUCAACGGCAUCGGCGCCGCCGGCACCUACUCGCCCAAAUCCGAGUAUUCCUACAGCCCUUCGUACCGCCAGUACGGGCACUUCAGGGAGCAGCAGCUCCCGGCGCAGGAGGCAGUGUCGGUGAAGGAGGAGCCGGAGCCCGAGGUGCGGAUGGUCAACGGGAAGCCCAAGAAGAUCCGCAAGCCCCGCACCAUCUACUCCAGCUACCAGCUGGCCGCCCUGCAGCGCCGCUUCCAGAAGGCGCAGUACCUGGCGCUGCCCGAGCGCGCCGAGCUGGCGGCGCAGCUGGGGCUCACCCAGACCCAGGCGAAGAUCUGGUUCCAGAACCGGCGCUCCAAGUUCAAGAAGCUCUACAAGAACGGCGAGGUGCCCCUGGAGCACAGCCCCAACAACAGCGACUCCAUGGCCUGCAACUCGCCGCCGUCGCCGGUGUGGGACAGUCCCGGCACCGCCCGCACCCCGCUGCCGCAGCCGCUGCCCUACAGCUCCUCGCCGGGUUUCCUGGAGGAGCACAACCCCUGGUACCACCCCCAGAGCCUCAGCGGCCCCCACGGACCCCCCCAGGGGCAGGCGGCCCCCCCGAUGCACCACCCGUCCCCCGGGCCCCCCAGCACCGUGUACUGA